Cutaneotrichosporon oleaginosum is the source of this 1200-nucleotide messenger RNA. RefSeq lists its product as uncharacterized. Gene Ontology annotation, cellular component: nuclear origin of replication recognition complex; nucleus. The record is from RefSeq and is a predicted model, not a curated record. NCBI's taxonomy places the organism in Eukaryota, Fungi, Basidiomycota, Tremellomycetes, Trichosporonales, Trichosporonaceae. Gene Ontology annotation, biological process: DNA replication. Gene Ontology annotation, molecular function: DNA replication origin binding.
AAGCCCGUCCUGCAGCGGGGCGACGACGGGUAUAUCCGCCCGUCGCGCGCCGACGCGUACUUUAUGGCGGCGUCUCGCGGGGCCAAGACGAGCGGGCAGUCGUACGUGUCCCUCGCAGCGCCAUUAUCGCAGGCCGAGUACGAGGAGACGGCAGUCGGUGCGCGCGGGGCGACACCGCGCGUGCGCAGCGCGAUGGACGACGCCGAGAAUUACUUUGCCCAGUGGGAGGCGGAGCUCGAGGCCGGCUUCAACCUCCUCCUGUACGGAUUCGGGUCGAAGCGCCGCCUCGUGAACUGCAUGGUUGCGCGGCUCAGCGAGCGCGGACACUGCGCCGUCGUGAACGGCUACUUUCCUGGCCUCAACCUCCGCGACGUCCUCUCGUCGCUCGAGGACGCCCUGUCCAUCCCCGACGCGCCUGCCCCGCCGGGCGCAUCGCCGCUCGAGCGCGCCGCUCACCGCCUCUACGCGCAUUUCUCGACCGAAGGCUCCCGCCCCCUCUACCUGAUCCUGCACAACAUCGACGCUCCAGCACUGAAAGCGAGUAAAGCUAUGGCAGUGCUAAGCCUCCUGGCCUGCUCGCCCGGCAUCCACAUCAUCGCUACGUUCGACCACGUCAACACACCUCUUCUCUUCUCAACGACGGCAACAGCGACCCCUCCACACGCCUGCCGUGCGCCGCGCCCACGCCGCAAGGGGGACGAGUACAUCCCCGUCCCCGCCUCGCGUGGCUUCAACUGGGUGUACCACUGCAUCGCGACGUACGACGACUACGACGUCGAGCUGUCGUACGCGCGUUUGAGCGCGACGGCGCUCGGCGCGCUCGGGCAAGGCGGGCAGCCGGGGGUGAGCGAAGAGGGCGCGAUGCAGAUCCUGCGCUCUGUGCCGCCCAUGGCGGCGCGGCUCCUCAAGCUCAUCCUCUCGCGGCAGCUCGAGGCCCUGCCCUCCGACCCGGGAAUGCACGUCGCGCACCGGCCGGCGGCGACGGCGCCCGCGUUCGCCAUGGACGCGGACUUGCUGCAAAAGCUCGCGCGCGACCGCUUCAUCGCGCGCGAAGAGGACCGCUUCAACUCCCUCCUCGGCGAGUUCCGGGACCACGGGCUCGUCGCGGUCGCCGAGUCUGACCCCGACGGGCGCGCAGGCCGCUGGGCGUGGGUGCCGCUCGGCAAGAGCGCGAUCGAGCGCAUCCUCGCCGAGAUGAAG